ACAUGUUCAAGCAAAAAUAAAGAUUAAAACAAUAAAAUAAAGUUGAACAAACUUUAUUACCGCGGUAGGGUCUCACGUAUUUAUCAAUACAUGAUGGUGUUGUGGCAGACUCGCUCGUAUUUUUACGACGUAGGUGAGGUUAGAGUUCAACAAAUACUGAUGAUGUCAUCACCUAAAGAUGGCUGAAGGAGAAGGAUGGUGGGGAGGCUGGCUUCAGCAAAGCUUCCAGGCCGUCAAAGACAAGUCAUCUGAGGCAUUCGAGUUUAUAAAGCGAGACUUGACUGAGUUCUCCACAGUGGUGCAGCAUGACACGGCGUGUUCAAUUGUGGCCACAGCUACUGCUGUCAAAAAUAAGCUUGCAGUUGAAGGCUCAUCAGAGACCACAGAGAAGGUGAAGAAGAGCCUUUCUAGUUUUUUGGGAGUCAUAACAGACACGCUCGCGCCACCCCCUGAUAAAACUAUCGACUGUGAUGUUAUCACGUUGGUGGCGACACCAGCAGGAACUACAGAAGUGUACGACAGCUCAAAGGCACGCUUCUACAGUCUUCAGGCCGAUCCCGCCACGUAUUGCAAUGAGCCUGAUGGUCCCCCAGAGCAAUUUGACAACUGGCUAUCCAGCUUCAGUAUGGAGGAUAAGAAAGGAGAGAUCUCUGAGCUGUUGGUCAGCAGCCCCUCGGUCCGAGCGCUUUACACGAAAAUGGUUCCAGCAGCGGUCACCCAUUUGGAGUUCUGGCAGAGGUACUUCUACAAAGUUUUCCAGCUAGACCAGGAGGAGGCACGUCGAGUGGCACUGAAGCAGAGGGCAGAACAGACUGCCCAUGUGGAGACCCUUGACUGGGAAGAAGAAGAAGAGGACGACUUUCUUGGUACCGCAUCAUCAUCAUCAUCUCAGCUUAACUUAACGCCCCCUUUGGACACGAGCUCGACACAGGCGCUUACACCCUCGAUGACCCCCACAGCAAUCGCACAGCUGAGUAGUAGCGCCCUCUCUCCGAGUGAAGAGCUUGACGCCACCCUCUCCAUUAGCAGCAACAGCGUCAGUCUGCCAACGCAGCAGGAGGUGCAGCCUGAGUCCGCCGUCACCGAGUUGGCAAAAAAGCUGACCGAGGUGACUGUGGAUGAUGUUGCAGACGAGACACAAAAGGUGCAGAAGCCUGAGCGGGCACAAAUAGAAACUGGAAAGCCCCAUGUAGUCACUGUGGACAGGGUGACAUCGCGGACCCCAAAAGCGGAAGCUGCAAAAGACGAGGGACCCCAAGACCUGAGAGUGUUUGAGCUGAACUCCGACAGUGGCAAAUCUACACCUUCCAACAACGGAAAGAAAGGUUCGAGUACUGAUGUGAGCGAGGACUGGGAGAAAGAUUUUGAUCUCGACAUGACAGAAGAAGAGGUUCAAAUGGCGCUCUCAAAAAUUGAAGCGUCUGGAGAGUUGGAAGAAGACUGGGAGAACUGGGAAUAAGAGACUCAGCAACAGCCACCAUGUGUCUGCCAUCCAAGCUCGUUGUCAGCGGAUGACCCAUGCGUUAAAUCUUUGUCUAUAUUGUCUGUCGCCUUGUCAUAAUUGUCAGUUGGACAUUUUCUAGCUGGGUUUGGACCAGGUUCUGUUAUAAAGUGAGACAGGAUUUAGGCAGGCCCUCUAAGUUAGACAAUGUCACAUAAUAUAGGCCCUGACUAUUUCUUGGAGUUACUUUGCAACGCUUGAGGGGUAAGACACUAGCGAUAGAUGGAAGUUGUAAAGAUGUUUUGUCACAAUGGGAGGAACAUCUUCAUCUUUUUUUUCUUUUUAUUACUAGUACAUGUAUAUUUUUGCUUGCUUAACUGCAGGCUAGAAAUAGCAUAUAAAUGCUGCUUGUCACCGUUGUGAGAUAAUAUUCUACAGCAGUGAUCUUUCAUUAUAAUUAAAGAGAGAAUAAUUAAGCCUACCAUUGACUACAAUUAUGUCUCGUUUUUUUAUGCAAUCAUUUAUGUCUGUAUAAGCCAUCUGUUCUGAACAGUUUUGAGGAAUUUAAAAUGCUGAAUCUUGUUAUAGACUUGUUUUGGUCAGUUCACUGCUUUCUUGUUCUUCUGUCCGUUUUAAUCUGUGAGAGAAAUGCUGGAGAUAACAACAGCUGUUAAAUGAUUUUAGUUUCUCAGGUGGCUUAUCAAUAAACUAAGUACACAGCAA
This is a messenger RNA of Syngnathoides biaculeatus (alligator pipefish), 2164 nucleotides long. It is a transcript of the gene bsdc1, whose product is annotated as BSD domain containing 1. The record is from RefSeq and is a predicted model, not a curated record. The transcript has 11 exons. Gene Ontology annotation, cellular component: cytoplasm. Bases 179 to 1459 code for a protein of 426 amino acids. NCBI's taxonomy places the organism in Eukaryota, Metazoa, Chordata, Actinopteri, Syngnathiformes, Syngnathidae.